This is a messenger RNA of Galeopterus variegatus (Sunda flying lemur), 2964 nucleotides long. RefSeq names its product zinc finger protein 665-like. Lineage: Eukaryota; Metazoa; Chordata; Mammalia; Dermoptera; Cynocephalidae. The coding region runs from base 173 to 2500 and encodes 775 amino acids. The record is from RefSeq and is a predicted model, not a curated record. The transcript is spliced from 4 exons. Gene Ontology annotation, cellular component: nucleus. Gene Ontology annotation, molecular function: DNA-binding transcription factor activity, RNA polymerase II-specific; RNA polymerase II cis-regulatory region sequence-specific DNA binding. Gene Ontology annotation, biological process: central nervous system development; regulation of transcription by RNA polymerase II.
UAUAAAGCCACCGUGGACUUUGUCAUCUCUGAAGACAUCCACUCCUGCUGUAGCUCAUCUGGACACUGGACAUCACUUGGGGCAGUUGACAUUCAGGGAUGUGGCCAUAGGAUUUUCUUGGGAGGAGUGGAAAUGCCUGGAUCUUGCUCAGAGGGCUUUGUACAGGGACGUGAUGUUGGAGAACUACAGGAAUCUGGUCUUCCUGGGAAUCUGUAGUUUUGAUCUGAGUAUUAUCUCCAUGUUGGAGCAAGGGAAAGAACCCUGGACUGUGGAGAGCCAAGUGACAACAGCAAGAAAACCAAAUGGACGAGAAUGGAUCAAAGGUGUGAAUACAGAUAUCUCUCCUAAUUGUAUAAUCAAGGAAUUACCACCAAAAGGGAACAGCAAUACCAAAGUGUUACACACAGUGAUGUUGGAAAGACAUGAAAGCCAUGACAUCAAAGACUUUUCUUUCAGGGAAGACCAGAAAAAUAUACAUAACUUUGAGUGUCAGUGGAGAGAUUAUGAAAGAAAUUACAAGGAAGUUUCUAUGACCCAGAAAGAAAGUCUCACUGGUAGAAGAAAACAUGAUAGAAAGCAUGCAGGAAACAGGAUUAAUAUAACUCAGCUUGGAGUUAGCUUUCAGUCACCUCUGCCUGAAGAGCUAUUUCAAUGUGAAAGGAAAAUUUAUGAAUGUAAUCAAGUUGAGAAAUCUAUGAAAAAUGAUGUUCUCAUUUCACCACUUCAACAAAUUUGUUCUAGUGUCAGAACUCACAUUUCUAAAAAAUAUGGGGAUAAUUUUAUACAUUCUUCAAAUAGUUGGGAAAAAUCUUACAAGUGUAAUGAAUGUGGCAAGGUCUUCACUCAACCUUCAUGCCUUUUAAGUCAUCAGAGAAUUCAUUCUGGAGAGAAACCUUACAAGUAUCAUGAGUGUGGGAAAUCCUUUAGUUUGCAUUCAAAUCUAACUACCCAUCAGGUAAUCCAUACUGGAAGGAAAAUUUAUAAAUGUAAUGAAUGUGGCAAGGUCUUCACUCAGCCUUCAAGUCUUGCAGCUCAUCAGAGAAUUCAUUCUGGAGAAAGACCUUACAAGUGUUAUGAGUGUGGGAAAGCCUUUCGUACAUAUUCAAACCUAACUACCCAUCAGUUAAUCCAUACUGGAGAGAAACCGUACAAAUGUAAUGAAUGUGGCAAGGUCUUCACUCAAAAUUCACAUCUUGUAACUCAUCGGAGAGUUCAUACUGGAGAGAAACCUUACAAGUGUACUGAGUGUGGGAAAGCCUUUACUGUGCGUUCAAACCUAACGAUGCAUCAGGCGAUUCACACUGGAGAAAAACCUUACAAAUGUAAUGAGUGUGGCAAGGUCUUUAGUCACCCUUCAAGCCUUGCAAGUCAUCGGCGCAUUCAUACUGGAAAGAAACCUUAUAAGUGUAAUGAGUGUGGCAAAGCCUUUACUAUUAGUUCAAACUUAACUACCCAUCGGGCAAUCCAUACUGGGGAAAAACCUUACAAAUGUGGGGAAUGUGGCAAGGUCUUCACUCAAAAGUCACAUCUUGCAACUCAUCGUAGAAUUCAUACUGGAGAGAAACCUUACAAGUGUAAUGAGUGUGAGAAAGCCUUCAGUGCUCGUUCAAACCUAACUACCCAUCAGGCUAUACAUACUGGAGAAAAACCUUACAAAUGUAAUGAGUGUGGUAAAGUCUUCACUCAGAAUUCAUACCUUGCAAGUCAUCAGGCAACUCAUACUGGUGAGAAACCUUAUAAGUGUAUUGAAUGUGGCAAGGUCUUCACUCAAAAUUCACACCUUACGAGGCAUUGGAGAAUUCAUACUGGAGCAAAACCUUAUAAGUGUAAUGAGUGCGGCAAGGCCUUUAGAAUUCGUUCAAACCUAACUGCUCAUCAGGUAAUCCAUACUGGAGAAAAACCUUACAAAUGUAAUGAAUGUGGUAAGUUCUUCAGUCAGCUUUCAAGCCUUGCUAGUCAUCGUAGAAUUCAUACUGGAGAGAAACCUUACAAGUGUAAUGAGUGUGGCAAAGCCUUUACUAUUAGUUCAAAUCUAACUACCCAUCAAGCAAUUCAUACUGGAGAGAAACCUUACAAGUGUAGUGAAUGUGGCAAAGUCUUCACUCAAAAUUCACACCUUGCAAAUCAUCGUAGAAUUCAUACUGGAGAGAAGCCUUACAAGUGUAAUGAGUGUGGCAAAGCCUUUAGUGUGCAUUCAAGCCUAACUACCCAUCAGGCAAUCCAUACAGGAGAAAAACCUUACAAAUGCAAUGAAUGUGGCAAAGUCUUUACUCAAAAUUCACACCUUGCAAAUCAUCGUAGAAUUCAUACUGAAGAGAAGCCUUACAAGUGUAAUGAGUGUGGCAAAGCCUUUAGAGUGCAUUCAAGCCUAACUACCCAUCAGGUAAUCCAUACUGGAAAGAAACCUUACAAAUGUAAAGUGUGUGGCAAGGCCUUCAGUCAAAUUUCAAACCUUUCAGGUCAUCACAGAAUUCAUACUGGAGAAGAACCUUACAAAUGAGUGUGACAAAGUCUUCAGUCACAGUUUAUUCCUUGCACAACAUCAGAGAAUUAAUUCUUGAGAGAAUCUGCAAAUGCAUUGACUAGCAGAGUCCUCAUGAGUUAAAGCGUUAACAGACAUCAGAGAGUUUAUACUGAAGAGACAUCAUCUAAGUGUAAUGUAUGGCAGAGGCUUAAUUCAGGCCUCACAACUCACUAGACAUCAAAUUAUACAUUUUUGACGAAACCACACAAAUGUGAUGUGCAUCCUGAGGCUAUUACUCAAGUUCCAUAUCUGUAGGAGAAUUUAUAGGAAGAAUAAUUCAUUCUUUCAUUCUCCAAGCUUAACCUUUGUUAUUAUGUACUGCUGGCUAAUUAGAAGUUAAAAUAUAUUAACUUAUAACACAAUAUACUUGUAUAUCAAAAGUGCAAAGAUGUUUGGAAACUUAAAAUUCUUUUCAAAUUAUAAAAUAUUUUGUUCACUUA